Messenger RNA from Sesamum indicum (sesame), 3616 nucleotides. RefSeq names its product wings apart-like protein 2. NCBI's taxonomy places the organism in Eukaryota, Viridiplantae, Streptophyta, Magnoliopsida, Lamiales, Pedaliaceae. The record is from RefSeq and is a predicted model, not a curated record.
UGGUCAGGCUAAUCAACCGCUGAUAACCCAUGGGCGAUAGAUCCGUACUCCGCAGGAGUCAGCGGACGGCUUUGAUCUCAUCACGCUCUCAAAAUUCAUCAAUCGUCCUAAAAGAGCCAUCCCGUCCUCAACCUCAACGAACAAUUCAGUCCAACUUUAUGCUUCGCUUUCACUGCUGAAAUCCCAACCUAAAAAUCUCUUCUCCUGCCUCGAAAUUCUCAUACCCGGUUGUGUUUUCAAAUAUACAAACGGGAAGUAGAAACUGGAAAAUUGAGUGAGCAGGAACCCUAAUUCCCUGCCGAAUUUUAGCCGUCUAUUUUGAAUUUGGUCCUCCCUAAACCCUUCAUUUGAUUUGUAUGAGAAUGGUUUAAGCACUUCUGAGGAUGAGAAAUAUGAUGUUCAGAACAUACGGCCGACGGGGUAGAGGCUUGACCAGGAGCUUUUCCGGUGGGAAUAGCUUUGCCGACGGAGUUUCGGAUUCAUCUUCCCCAGAAAGGCCGGAGGAUGUUUACGAUUUCACGCUUCCGUCGCAGGAGUCCACUCGCUGCGACUGGUCUGAUCCACAUAGUUUCAGGUCGUCUCAGGAGACGGGAGAAUUGGCGUUGCUGCCCCCUAGAAAGGGCGGGGAUGGCAAUGGCGGUUAUUGGAAAUCGAAGAAAGUGGAGUUGAUUGAUGUUGAUUCGGAGCCCUAUGGAAGUUCCUCACAAGAAUUAAAGGAAUUUGAAGUAUUGGAGGUUUGUGAAAGGGAUUUCAAGAAAUCCAAGAAAGUCAAUUCCGAUCCUUAUGAGUAUAAUUCGUCCCAGGAGGCGGAGGAAUUUGUUGUGCGGCCUCAAAAGAAGGGCAGGGAGACCAGUGUUUUUGAUUUCUCCGAACAAGGGGAGUUAUGGAAAUCGAAGAAGUCCAAGAAUGUUGACUCUGAUUCAUAUAUGUUAAAUUCAUCCCAGGACUUGGUUGAUUUGGGGAUUCCCUUGCCAAGAAAGCGUGAGCGCGAUGGGGAUUGCUGGGAAUUUGGAGUUUCUGGGAAAUCCAAGAAAAAGGAUAGGGGAGAAAAUGGGGUUUUACAAAAGAAAAAGAAGAAGAAGAAAAUGAAAUCAAAGGAGUCACAACAAGGUUAUGUGGAGCUUACCACUACAUUGAUGGAGACUCAAGAGUUUGGGGAGAUGAUGGAGCAUGUGGAUGAGGUGAAUUUUGCGUUGGAUGGGUUGAAGAAGGGACAACCGGUGAGGAUUAGGAGGGCAAGUCUUCUUUCAUUGUUAUCAAUUUGUGGAACAACACAGCAGAGGCGGCUUUUGAGGGUUCAUGGGAUGGCAAAAACUAUCAUUGAUGCCGUUUUAGGACUCAGCUUUGAUGACCAGCCAAGCAACCUCGCUGCUGCUGCUUUAUUUUACAUUCUGACAAGUGAUGGUCAAGAAGAUCAUCUUCUGGAUUCACCAGGUUGCAUUCGCUUUCUAAUAAAAUUGUUGAAGCCACUUUCAUCUAGUUCUGCCAAGGAAAAAGCAAUGCCCGUUGGUAGCAAACUUCUAGGGCUGUGCAAGAAUGCUGGUUUCUUACAAGAGUCAGCUAAGGGAACAGAUUCCAGCUCCACUGCAAUUAUGCUCAAGGUCCGGGAGAUUCUUGUCAACUCCAAGGAAAUGAAGCCAAGAGAUAGUAGUGAUGGUAGAAAUGAAGAGCCUGAGUUAAAUCCCAAAUGGAUUAGUUUGCUUACAAUGGAGAAAGCUUGCUCAUUUAGCAUCUCUAUUGAAGAUACCUCUGGCACUUUACGGAAAACUGGGGGCAACUUCAAGGAGAAGCUGAGAGAGUUUGGGGGGCUUGAUGCAGUUUUUGAGGUGGCGAGGAAAUGUCAUUCCGUAAUGGAGGGAUGGUUGGAGAAAAGUCCAACUUUUGCUUUGGAUUCGAAAGAUACUUUGGGGCUAGAAAGUCUAGUCCUGCUUUUGAAAUGUCUAAAAAUCAUGGAAAAUGCUACUUUCCUUAGCAAUGAUAACCAGUGCCAUUUACUUGGGAUGAAAGGAAAUUUUGAUGGUCAACAAGCUCCACGGUCUUUCACAAAACUUCUUCUGAGUAUCAUUAAAAUUCUAUCAGGUGUGUCCCUACUCAGAAAUUCUUUGAAUGGUUCUGAGGAUGAAAAAAAGGGUGGUAUUACUUGUGGGAGCAGUCAUUUGGGGGCGCGCUGUAGCAUGGAAUGGACUUCCCAUGAAAGCUCUGAUCAAUGGGAUCAAUGCUUGAGCCCUGGGCAGCAAGGAUCUUUUAGGUCUAGUCUGGAACCCACUCAGGUGUCCGCUGAUCCUCUGUUGCUAAAGCUGAGAGUUGAAUCUUCUCAAGCAGGAUCAUGCAGUGGAACAUCUUGGAAUUCAAAUAGUAUGGUGAACAUAAACAAUGAUUAUUCAGAAAUGGACUUUAGUACUGGAAAGAGACCGGUAAUAUGUACUGACACCAAAAUGAAGGAGGACAGUGGGGAUCCUUUUGCAUUUGAUGAGGAUGAUUUUGAACCCUCAAAGUGGGAUUUACUAUCUGGAAAUGGAAAGAAGUCUUUAUCUCAAGAUAGUAGCGCAAAAGUGUGUGGAUAUAAAGAUGGGAAUCACUAUGUACCAUUGUCGAGCCAACAGGAGUCAAACAACAUAGAAUAUCAUCAUUCACAAGAGACCUCUUGUUCCUCGGCAGUUGAUGAAGAUAGUUCCAACCUUCUGGCAGAUUGUCUUCUUACGGCUGUCAAGGUUCUUAUGAAUUUGACCAAUGACAAUCCUGAGGGUUGUCAGCAAAUUGGAACCUGUGGGGGGUUAGAAAUCUUAUCUUCUCUGAUUGCCGGUCAUUUUCCAUCAUUUAGCUUAUCGUUGCCACACUUUGGUGAUGCAAGAGGGGGUGGCUUGUCGUCUAAAUCAAGUCCUAGGAUCAAUCAACAGAGCAACUCACCUCUCACUGAUCAAGAGCUGGACUUUCUUGUUGCUAUUUUGGGUUUGCUUGUGAAUUUGGUAGAGAAGGACAGCGUUAACAGAUCCCGGCUUGCAGCAGCUAGUGUUUCCUUGCCCAACCCUGAAGGUAUAGACUCGGAGGACCAGAAUGAUGUGAUUUCUCUACUGUGCUCGGUCUUUCUGGCUAACCAAAGCAGCAGUGAGGCUGCUGGAGAGGAAAAAUGUUUGUCCUGGGAGGAUGAAGAUUCCAUAUUACAGGGAGAGAAGGAAGCUGAAAAAAUGAUUGUAGAAGCUUAUGCAGCUCUUCUUCUUGCAUUCCUUUCGACAGAAAGCAAGAGUGUACGUGGCGCCAUUGCUGAAUGUCUUCCCAACCGCAACCUGAGAAUACUUGUCCCGGUGUUGGAGAGAUUUGUGGAAUUCCAUCGGACACUGAACAUGAUCUCACCAGAGACGCAUAUUGCAGUUCUUGAAGUAAUAGAGUCAUGUAGGAUACCAUGAAACCUUGAGAAUAAGGUCGCAUACUUUGUACAGCCUCAAGUUUUCUCAUAAUAUUACACCAUUUGUUGUCAUGGAGAGCAGUAAUUUUGUGGUGCAUUAAACACAGUAGUACUCUGGUGGUGUUCUCUUUGUUGCUUUCGGUUUUGUAUACCUUUUCCUUUUGGUUUAUUUUAUUAAUUAUUAAUAAUAUGCUCAUAUGUUUCCAGCACCAA